Molecule: messenger RNA, 1045 nt
Organism: Plodia interpunctella (Indianmeal moth)
Lineage: Eukaryota; Metazoa; Arthropoda; Insecta; Lepidoptera; Pyralidae
Product: transcription factor Adf-1-like
Exons: 3
Coding region: 242-946 (234 amino acids)
Source: RefSeq, a predicted model, not a curated record
GCGUUUCGCAUCGGUCGACGAACCCAUACGGACGCAUCGUCAUUGCACGGGGCGCGGCGGCCAUUUUGUGACGCUAGCCGAUUCGAACGGAGCGGACGGAAUCGGCCGAAGUGAACCGAAUGCGUGUGGCGUCGUCAGUAUCAGUAUGCGUUAGCGUGCGAACGCAUUUUUAUCACAUUCGAAACGGUUUUUUUUUAAUUCAAAUAAUUCAAUUUGUACAGUUAGUAAAGUUUCACACACAAUGGUUGACGAACAAGCUUUAAUGGAGUUAGUAAAAAUCAACGAACCGCUGUAUAACAGGGAACAUGAGAAUUAUUCGAACACUGCUCUCAGAGAAAACAUUUGGAGAGAAAUCGCAAAUGAUCUAGGCGUUAGUGUGUACGCCAGCGUAUACUAUCGGCGAACUCAGACUUCGAUGCGAAUGAACGUAGCUCAACUAUGCAAAGACAAAUGGACAAGAAUAAGAGACAAUUUCCGCAAGGCAUUGUUGUUAAGGAAGCAAUGGAUAGACUCCGGCGCCAAAUGCAGUCGCCCGCCUAAACAUUACAACCGAUUGUCUUUCCUACUGCCCUACCUGAAGGACGACAACUUUCACCCUUUAGAAAAAGACAUAGAAGAUAAAAUCUGUGAAGAAGAGUGUUCUGAUUCUUCUCUCUCCAAUCCGACACCUCGGAAAGUAAUGAAACGCAGCGCUUCGAUAGUUGAAUUCCACGAAGAAAAUGAAGAAGGCGCAGAGAGAACUGAGGAAGUUCUAGUGUAUGAGUCCCAACCAGGCCAAAGCAGAUCUGAAUCUGAUCCUGUGUUGACUGAGUUUUUCGUGAACAUGGCCAACACUGUUGCUAGAUUUCCGGUGAAAAAGCAAUUGAAAAUUAAACAGAAGUUAUUCCAAAUGGUGUUUGACGUUGAGCUGGAGUUGGCUGAUAACGAGAGAGACACACUUUUUUGACAGGCUACGAUUUUUUUUAAUGAAAAACUGUACAGCAUUUACAUUUGAUUAAGUACAUAGGUUAAGUUGGUACGAAUACAUGAUUAUUUUCUAUUUGUA